Molecule: messenger RNA, 954 nt
Organism: Emiliania huxleyi CCMP1516
Lineage: Eukaryota; Haptophyta; Isochrysidales; Noelaerhabdaceae
Exons: 4
Coding region: 1-954 (317 amino acids)
Biological process (GO): chromatin organization
Cellular component (GO): histone deacetylase complex
Molecular function (GO): histone deacetylase activity
Source: RefSeq, a predicted model, not a curated record
AUGCCCCGCGGCGCGAAGCCCAAGCUCUACUACAACCCCGAGAUGUCGACCCACACGCACCCGUGGGCUCAUGUCGAAAAGCGAACCCGCGCCAGCGACGUCUACGAGCACUUGGACCGCGCCGGGCUGCUCGGCUCGGUGCAAGUACUCCCGGGCCACAGCGCGUCGGACGAGGAGCUGCGCACCGUCCACACGCAGCGCCACAUCGACGAGGUCGGUCGCAUGACAGCCGCCGCCCGCGCCGACCCGACGAACCGUGAGCUGUGCGAGCCUGACGGGCCGGGAGGCGUCUACUACUCGGGGCACGCCGACGCGGCCGCGCGGCUGGCCUGCGGCUGCGUGAUCGACGCGGCGGUGGGCGUGCUGCAGGACUCGAAGAAUGCCACCGCCACCCGCGCAUCGCCCGGCGACAAGGCUCGACGCCGCGCGCCGCCCGCCUUUGCCAUUGUGCGGCCUCCAGGGCACCACGCGGGCGCUGACCCGACCGACGGCCACCACGCCGAGGGCUUCUGCUUCUACAACUCGGUGGCGGUGGCGGCAGGGGUCGUUCUCGCCUCCGGCGACGCGAAGAAGGUUGCCAUCCUCGAUUGGGAUGUCCGCCACGGCGAGCGGUGGUACCCCGAGACCGGUGCUGCGUGCGAGACCGGCGGCGGCGGCGGGCAGGGACGGAACCUUAACGUGCCGUGGACGAGCGAUGGACUGGCAGACUCCGACUACCUCGCCGCGUUUCGCCUCGUGCUGUGCCCGAGCAUGGGCCACAAGGUGCUGGCGCAAUUCUCGCCCGACUUGCUGCUCCUGUCUGCCGGCUUCGACGCCGCCGACGGGGACGCGCAAGGCAAGAUGAAGGUGACGGCCGCGGGGUUCGCCCAGAUGACGCAGCUGCUGCUCAGUGCCGUCGACUGCCCCGGACAACUCGCGCGUGUGGCGUGCGAGUGCGAAGGAGCGCCUCCCUGA